Messenger RNA from Exophiala bonariae, 876 nucleotides. RefSeq lists its product as uncharacterized. Gene Ontology annotation, molecular function: syntaxin binding; soluble NSF attachment protein activity. The transcript has 2 exons. The record is from RefSeq and is a predicted model, not a curated record. NCBI's taxonomy places the organism in Eukaryota, Fungi, Ascomycota, Eurotiomycetes, Chaetothyriales, Herpotrichiellaceae. Gene Ontology annotation, cellular component: vacuolar membrane; SNARE complex. Gene Ontology annotation, biological process: intracellular protein transport; SNARE complex disassembly. Bases 1 to 876 code for a protein of 291 amino acids.
AUGGCCGACCCGCGAGCAUUACUCCAAAAGGCCGACAAGGCCGCACAAGGUGCCACUGGCGGCUUCAGUCUCUUUGGUGGGCGGACCGAGAAAUGGGAAAAUGCUGCUGAUCUCUUCACACAAGCCGCAAAUGCCUUUCGGGUACAAAAGCAGAAUCAUGAGGCUGGUCAAGCAUUUGAAAAGGCCGCAAAUAUCCAGCAAACGAAACUCAACGAGCCAGACGACAUGGCCAAUACUUUGACCGAAGCAUUCAAAGUCUACCGUAAGGACUCACCCCAGGAUGCCGCCCGUGUCCUCACAACCGCCAUCGGGCAUUACACAUCGAAGGGGAAUUUUCGAAGAGCAGCCACGCAUCAACAAAACCUAGCAGAAGUUUAUGAGAUGGAGAUUGGCGACCAGAAGAAAGCCCUCCAGGCAUACGAAACUGCCGCACAAUGGUACGAGUCCGAUAACGCCGAGGCUCUUGCCAAUAAGCUGUACCUGAAAGUCGCCGACCUCGCAGCACUAGAGGGUGACUACCAGAAUGCAAUCAAUAAACUCGAAACGGUUGCCAAAACAAGUUUGAACAACAACCUCAUGCGUUGGAGCGUUAAGGACUACUUCCUCAAGGCAGGUAUCUGCCACUUGGCCGCAGGGGAUCAGGUAGCGACCCGACGCGCACUCGACCAAUAUCGGGAGUUGGACAAUUCCUUUGCCAGCACGCGGGAAAAUAUGCUCCUGACGGAUUUGGUAGGCUGUGUCGAGGAAGGCGACCAGGAAGGCUUUGCGGAUAAAUUAUACCAGUUCGAUCAGCUGAGUAAACUGGACAAGUGGAAGACUACGCUCCUCCUCAGAGUGAAAAACAAGAUUGAAAACACGGAAGAGGACUUUUCAUAA